UGGAACUCAGUCACAGCCCGGGACGGGCGCAAACGGUCGUGGCCGGACUUAUCGAUUUUAGCAAUUUCUAAACGCUCACACAGCGUCAUACAGUCUAGCGAACACUCGCUCAUUACCAUGACUAAAACCCCUCACAGAACUAUAAUUUCUAAACGUUAUUUCACACAGUAAAAACAGGUUUAAGUUCUGAAAUAAGUUUAAAAAUCUCGGUGUUAUCAAGGAUCUUCAAACAGGGAGGGGAAAAAGGAUAGGUUGGCUGUCAGAAAUCGUUUCCAUACCAUCCCGGAUAAUUAAAAAUGACAUCCUGCAUGAAAAGAUGGACAAAAUGUGUGCUCCUUUUUUGAAAGGUGGACUGUGAUUUUUUCUUUUUUAAUGUUUUUUUUUUCAAGCCAGUGCGUGUGUGUGUUUGUGGAAAUUGUGAUUUUAGUCCAAAAUUGUGUCGUGUGUGGUAGCUUUCCGUGGAUAUUUUCUCCUUGAUAAUGUAAAUCUGGAUCCAGUUUUAAACCUCUACUCUACUCUAGUCAUCAAACCUAGUACUUACCUUUUAAACAAAGCUAGUUAAUUAAAAAAUAACUACCUAAUACAAAAAUAACGCAACCAGUCAAUUCCGCGCGGAAAAUAACAGUGUUGCCAACGUAGAAAAACAAACAGUUCAGAAAUGUCAAGCUAGUUAGUUUUUGCAAUAAAACAAAUACGCAUCGGUAAACAAGAUGGCGACGCCUCCUGACUCCCCUGUAGAGGAGCAUGCCUACGAGCUGGAGCCCACCAGGACUCCCAAACCCAUCCCGGUGGCCCUGGAGGAGCUCUGCAGACAGACCAAGUUCUCCAAACAAGAGAUCCGGGUGAUGUACCGGGGAUUCAAAACGGAGUGUCCUGAAGGCGUGGUGCAUGAAGACUCAUUCAAAGACAUCUAUGCCAAGUUCUUCCCUCACGGCAACUCGGCGUUGUACGCGCACUAUGUGUUCAAAGCCUUCGACGUGAACUGCAGCGGCGCCAUCAGCUUCCGGGAGUUGCUGGUGACUCUGUCGACGCUGCUCCGAGGGUCGGUGUACGAGCGACUGCGCUGGGCCUUCAGACUGUACGAUGUGGAUGGGGACGGCGCUAUCACGAGACAGGAGCUGGCGGAGGUGGUGGUGGCGGUGCACGAGUUGCUGGGCCGGCGCGGCGCCCCCGGCUCCCCCGCCGCCAGGGGGGACGACGCCAAGGCUAACCAGCAGGUGGACCGCGUAUUCACGAAGCUGGACCUGAACCAGGACGGCGUGAUCACCAUCGAGGAGUUUCUUGAGUCGUGUCUCAAGGACGAGGUCAUCACGCGCUCGCUGCAGAUGUUCGACACGGCGCUAUGACGUCACAGCGAGCAGCGCGCCGCCUCCAGGACGGUGACCAAGCGGCCCAACCCGGCGUUCCGCAUCGCCCGCCACUACUGCCACUGCGCGCGCGCCGCACCGGAAGCGGAAGGCCUCCUGCACAACAUGGCGGCGGCGCUGGGCCGCCUGCGCGCGCAGCAGUACGCGCGCUACGUCGCCGCGUUCGGGAACUUCUACAACGGCGUCGUGAAACCCAAAGUCAAGAGUGUACUGUUUUUCCAAUUUUAAAUCCUAACUUAUUCAAUACUAGCUGUUACCGCGCGCUUCGCUUUGCCUUAAAAAGUUUUCCCGUGAGAAUUCUUUUUAAGGCGAAGCGAAGCUCGCGGGAACAGCUAGUAUUUUAUAAAGUUUACCAGAGUUGUAGUUUUUACGCGUCGUAGUUGAAUGAUGUUUUAAAGUUUUAGGUAGGUAGUUAAGUCGUUUUUUAUUUGGGAAAUACGCCAAUUAUUUUUAAGGUCCGUUAUGUUGUUGUGUUUUAAAAUCUAAACAUUUUAAGUUUACUAAAUAUUUAUGUAUUCAAUAAGUAUGCAGUUAGCUGUACCUAAAUAGAUGUAUGUUAAAACUAUAAUACCUUUUUUGUUUUGUCUAAAUACUUAGCUUCUUAUUUUAUUUCAUACUCUACUUGUAAUUAUGAUUCUCAUGACUAUUUCAUUUUUGAAAUACAGAACCUUAAGGGGAUAUCAGGGCACUUCGUGCCACUGAAAUUCCUUGCCCCUGCAUUUUUGCCUACUUGCACUGAAAUAUAACUUUUGUCCUAUUUACAAAAUUUAUAUAAAAUUAUAUACUUGUCAACAGGGUAACAAACCGCUCCUUCUAAAAACUUGGAUAUAUUGCUUAUUUUAAACAAACUAUACAAUGAAAGUUUUGGAUAAGCUUAAUACUUACAUACAAUGAUAUUUUUUGAUCACUUCGUGUUAAGAAUUUUAUUUUAGCUUCCAACACUGUUCGACAACUGUUCAUGUCACCAAUAUUUUUAUCAUAAAUAUAUGGGUAAAGACCUUGAAUAUUUUAAUCUAUUGCAUCACUUUAAGCUGGUCCAUUUCAGUACCUAGCAAACCUAUUUACAUAAUGAGAAUUUUUAAACAAAGCGAAUUGAUAUAACUAUUAUUAUUUUAACUGUUCUCAAAUAAAUCAUAAUUAUAUAUUGGAAUUGAUUUUACUAAACAUAUUUACACACUUAAAUUUUUACUAGUUAUAAUGUAAUAAUUAUAUCCAUUUCAACAUAUUUUUUAACUUUAAAGCAAUUAACUAAAAGCAAAUAAUCUUUAAUCAUAUCAAUAUUUAGUUCUUAGUUAAUUUGUAUGUAAAACUAUUAUGAUUGUUCUUUUGCAAGGCAUUUAUUUAUUUAUAACAAUAUCGUUAGUCAUUUUGCUUUUAAAAUACUACUGGAAUUAUCGUUUUAAAAAUAAUUUUAU
Messenger RNA from Plutella xylostella (diamondback moth), 2782 nucleotides. RefSeq names its product A-type potassium channel modulatory protein KCNIP1. NCBI's taxonomy places the organism in Eukaryota, Metazoa, Arthropoda, Insecta, Lepidoptera, Plutellidae. Gene Ontology annotation, molecular function: calcium ion binding. The record is from RefSeq and is a predicted model, not a curated record.